UGCAGAGCCAGAGCAGCGCCACCUUAAAUUGAAUGCACGACUUUCACUUCCUGUUGAAAUAUCUAAAAUGAUAUUUCUUUGUAAGUUUUUUUUUUUUUUUUGAGGAGUGUAACUUCCUAAAGCACUUGUAUGUCUGAUGUUUACGUUUUCGUUUCAAAACUUGCAGAAAUGAAGUGCAGGACUUGUUUGAUGUUAAAGACUUACAAUAUAUUCUAGCGUAAUGCGUAGUAUGUAAUGAUGUAAGCUGUAUGUGGGAGGUGCGUAAGGAAGUGGUGGACGCACGUGAGCUUAAAGGGAUAGUUCACCCCAAAAUAAAAAUUUAGUCAUCAUUUACUCACUCUCAUGUUGUUACAAACCUGUAUACAUUUCUUUGUUCUGCUGAGCACAAAGGAAGAUAUUUUACAAAAUGUUUGUAACCAAUCGGUUUGUGGACCCCAUUUACUUUUAUAGUAUUCUUUUUUUCCUAUUAUGGAAGUGAAUGGCGUCCACAAACUGUUUGGUUAUAAACAUUCCACAAAAUAUCUUUCUUUGUGUUCAUUAGAAUAUAGAAAUUUAUACAGAUUUGUAACCAGUGUUGGGAGUAACGCAUUAAAAAAUAUAAUAUAUUACAGUAAUAUAUUUGUUUUUGCUGUAACGCAGUAAUAUAACGCAUUACUGAUAAAAAAUUGGUAAUAUUUUACGAGCGCGUUACAGCAAUGCAUUUCAAAAAUAGACCAUGUUAUUUUUAUUUUUGACCAAUGCGCGCGUUUCCAAGUGCUGCAUUUUUACUUUAAUUUUGUAUUUGAACUCCGAUUUGGACGCGGUGUGCGUCAAAUAUAGACGCGUUUCUUAAAAAGAGCCGAAUCUGGGAAGUCCACGGCUGUACAAGCAUUGACUAAAGUGGUCGCAAUCAGGUCCGGUAGCGCCGUACACGCAUAAUUCUGCGAAUGAGAGCACUAAGUAAAAGCAACAGAAAGUUUCUAUCGGUCUCCUGUGCUGCUUGAACCCCAGAAGUAAAGAGACUUUUAAAAAUCUUGCCAGUAAAAUCCAUAUCAACACCAGCCAUGACAAGGUAAGCUUUGCUAUGAUUACAGUCCAUAUACAUAAUAGAUUGCUGCUAGGCUAUUCCUAUGCUAUCUACAGUUUUAUUACAAACAGCAACCUAAACUACAAUGUAGACUUAAACAUGGUUAUCUAAAUAGUACAUUUAAACAUCACUGUUUAAAGUUUUUAGCAGCCUUUGUAUGGAAACCUAUAUUCAUUGUUUGGUAAAAAGCAGUGUUCUACUGUUUGUCUGUGUUUUAUAUGUUAGUCUACUACAUGUAAUCCUUAUAUUGGACUGAAAUGAGGUUUGUGCUGUGAUUCUGAAUUAAAAGUGAAUUAAAGAAUAGAAAUGAAAAGAGGUUGCGUGUCUUGCCAUGUUAUUAGGCUAUAGGUUGCAUUAUAGUGGGCUCUAUUGUGUUUAGUAUAUGUACCAUAAUUUACCAGACUUUUACCAGAUCAUUUGUCUAUGUUUAUGAUUCUGACAGUGAUUGUUACUGUAUUUUGCCAUAAGUCUUCACUUUGCCUAUUCAAAGCUUGAGGGCAAACACAUAACUAGAUUUAUAAGCAGCAACAAACUACAUUUUAACAUUUUAUAAUGCUUAGUCAUACUUCUGUUCUUUUGAUGAAAGUAACUCAAACGUAACACAAAAGUAGUGUAACUCAUUACAGUUCAGAGACAAUAAUAUUGUAAUGUAACUAAUUACUUUCAAAUGACAGUAAUUUGUAAUAUAUAAUGUAUUACACUUUGGAAGUAACUUGCCCAACACUGUUAGUGUAUGUUAAGGAUAUGCAAAUGUACAAACCCCAAAUUAAACAAUGACGCGAGUUAACGUCUCCAACUUAAAUCUCUUUUCUUGGACUACAACAAACACAUGGAUUUUAGGCAACAGUUUACUUCCUGGGAUUGGUGACAUGACCGACAAUAUCAUAAUUCCUCCCGCUUGGACUCACAGCCUGUAAGUUAACUCCUGUACGCAUUGCAUUGUGAGCAAAUCUUUCAAACAUGGUAAGAAGCGUCACAUUUCCAGCUGAUGUCAGAAGUAUUCAGACCAAUCACAACGUACAGAUUAGCUGGCCAAUCACGGACAGUUUUGUACAAAUUCCAUGAUUUCAGAAAGACAGAGAAAUCUGGAGCUACAAAAAUGUACGGUAUGUGGAAAAUAAUGUCUUUUUUAACCAUAAACCAAUCAAACACAUUGUAUUAUAACAAAUACAAAAAGAACGUUUCUUAGCAAUGAAAUAGGUGCCCUUUAAUGACUUUACUAAGACCUAUGAUGAAAGACAAUGACUUUACGCCACCUACUGUCUGAUAGGCAGCCUCCUAUUCUGACAGCUGGGUUUCAUUUUGUCUCCUGUUUAGUGAGCUUGAUUAAGCUACGUUACAAGCUACGUUUCGAUCUUUGAGCAUUUUCUGAAAAAAGACAAACCUAAACUAAAACCUCUGCAGCUCUUAGAGCUUAUGGUCUAUCUAUGGUACCUCACACAUCACAUUUGUUUGCGCCCGCUUGGAAAUCUGGGCAGACGCACAUUUUACAAACGCAAACCAACCAAACUUCUUUUUUGGGGGAUUCUUAUGGCAUCUAACUUAUGGGUUGUGAACCAAACCAAUCAAACUGAAUCAUUGUAAUCGUUUUAUCAUUGGUCAUUACUUCCAUUCAUCAAAACUUUGUUGACUAGGCAUUGGCUGGCUUCAUUUUUGCUUCAUCCAAUCAAAACUUAGCUGCGCAAAAUGACACCUCACUUACCCAAUGAUGCACUCCCUGGGCAUUCUCAAACCUUAUCUGAUUGGACAAAGCAGGAAAAAAGAAUCUACUGGUACAGAAAGACGUUUCAGUGAUACGAAUAUUGAAAAUAAACAUGAUCGAUCAUACUAACCGGAAGCGCGGAGAUAAACAAAGGAAAUCUUACGGGAUUUUCCCCCACUUUUCGUUGUUUGGAUUAAAAUGUGGGAUGCAUUUUGAAGAGUGACCCUUAUGUUGCAAUGUAUGCGGGUGUUUUUUGGAUUCGUACGAAAUGAUCAGAACCAUAUGAGAUGUUAUUUUCUUUCUGGAUUGGACAACGGGUCGACUCUCUUGUUUAUCAAGAAGAAUCGGCCCGUGGUUACAAUCCGAAGGGAUUUGUCCGCUCAUAAGCUCACCGUGCCCUCCGUCCCGGAGUUCCAGGAGGAGGCGCUCGGUGAACCGUGCGGUCAGCGGGAGAGAGAGACUGAGGAUGCUGAGCCUCAGAGCUCGGUAAACGGAGCCGCCGCUCCUCAGACUCCUGCGGUCCAGACAGCAGAGGAAGCCUGUCCAGAGGAGAAGACCAUGAUUGAGGAUGAAGACUUUGAGGAGGAGGGGUCAGAGUCUUCAUCCCUUCAUGAGUCUUCUUCCAUGUCUGGUUCAGGCUCUGACUCCAGCUCUCUUAUCAAAGGGAGUUCCUCUGUUGUUGCUGACGGUAGUGAGGACGAGCCACUCGCCAUCCAACCAGCAGCAUGUCUGCCGUGGAUCGGUCGGGUGGUCUCGAGAGCUGACCUUGAGCCCCCAGCUCCCACUAAAGACGGAUCUCCUUCAGCUCCUGCGGUGGUGACAGCAGAGGAAGCCUGUCCAGAUGAGAAGACCAUGAUUGAGGAUGAAGACUUUGAAGAGGAGGCAUCAGAGUCUUCAUCCCUUCAUGAGUCUUCUUCCAUGUCUGGUUCAGGCUCUGACUCCAGCUCUCUUAUCAAAGGGAGUUCCUCUGUUGUUGCUGACUGUAGUGGGGACGAGCCACUCGCCAUCCAACCAGCAGCAUGUCUGCCGUGGAUCGGUCGGGUGGUCUCGAGAGCUGACCUUGAGCCCCCAGCUCCCACUAAAGACGGAUCUCCUUCAGCUCCUGCGGUGGUGACAGCAGAGGAAGCCUGUCCAGAGGAGAAGACCAUGAUUGAGGAUGAAGACUUUGAAGAGGAGGCAUCAGAGUCUUCAUCCCUUCAUGAGUCUUCUUCCAUGUCUGGUUCAGGCUCUGACUCCAGCUCUCUUAUCAAAGGGAGUUCCUCUGUUGUUGCUGACGGUAGUGGGGACGAGCCACUCGCCAUCCAACCAGCAGCACAUCUGCCGUGGAUCGGUCGGGUGGUCUCGAGAGCUGACCUUGAGCCCCCAGCUCCCACUAAAGACGGACCUCCUUCAGCUCCUGCGGUGGUGACAGCAGAGGAAGCCUGUCCAGAGGAGAAGACCAUGAUUGAGGAUGAAGACUUUGAAGAGGAGGCAUCAGAGUCUUCAUCCCUUCAUGAGUCUUCUUCAUUGUCUGGUUCAGGCUCUGACUCCAGCUCUCUUAUCAAAGGGAGUUCCUCUGUUGUUGCUGACGGUAGUGGGGACGAGCCACUCGCCAUCCAACCAGCAGCAUGUCUGCCGUGGAUCGGUCGGGUGGUCUCGAGAGCUGACCUUAAGCCACCAGCUCCCAGGAAAGGUUUUCCGCAGUGGAGUGAUCUGUGGAACAUGGUGGACCUCAACGGAUCCCGUGAGGAGUCCACACCUCCAGAUUCAGCCUGCACACAUCAGGAGAAUAGCACAGAGACUAAAGAUCUCAAGGCGAGGGCGGAGAUUUUAGUCUCUGAAUUGGUCCGUUUCUCCGGAUGUGGUUUUGUUUCUGCAGAAUUCCGAUUUAAGUUAGGGCAAAUGUUGGUGAGCUUUGCCCUGACCUCUGAGGCGGCAUGCACUCUCGCGAGGGAGACAUUGGACCGGGAAAUGCUCCGUCUGCGUAAAGAAGAGAAUUCGCCCCAGACGUUGAUUCACCUUUACAGGUUCAUAAAGAGGUUUCCCAUGAUUUUUAUUGGUAUGAAAUGCCAACUCCAUCAAUUUGUCCUCGAGGAUCUUGAAGAUCCAGACCUUGUUUCAGAGGAUGAGGAUGGACCAGCUGAGAUCGCUCCUGCUAACCCUUCAGCCGAGGGCCCCCUCUUACCUGCUCCUCUGGCUGUUCCAGAGCCUCCACCAGGUCUCCUCUUCUUCCCGGCUCCUGAACCUGCUCCACAGCCUUCAGUGGAGGUCCUCUCCUUCCCGGCUCCUUUGGCUGAUCCAGAGCCUCCACCAGGUCUCCUCUUCUUCUCGGCUCCUGAACCUGCUCCACAGCCUUCAGUGGAGGUCCUGUCCUCCCCUCCUCCUGCACCUGCUCCACAGCCUUCAGUGGAGGGCCUCUCCUUCCCGGCUCCUUUGGCUGUUCCAGAGCCUCUACCAGGUCUCCUCUUCUUCCCGGCUCCUACACCUGCUCCACAGCCUUCAGUGGAGGUUCUGUCCUCCCCUCCUCCUGCACCUGCUCCACAGUUUUCAGUGGAGGUCCUGUCAUCCCCUCCUCCUGCACCUGCUCCACAGCCUUCAGUGGAGGGCCUCUCCUCCCCUCCUCCUGCACCUGCUCCACAGUUUUCAGUGGAGGUCCUCUCCUUCCCGGCUCCUUUGGCUGUUCCAGAGCCUCCACCAGGUCUCCUCUUCUUCCCGGCUUCUGAACCUGUGGAGGUCCUCUCCUCCUGUCCUCCUGCAUCUGCUCCACAGCUUUCAGUGGAGGUUCUCUCCUCCCCUCCUCCUGCAUCUGCUCCAAACCUUUCAGUGGAGGUUAUCUCCUCCUCUCCUCCUCCACCUGCACCAGCUCCACAGCCUUCAUGUGGGCCUCCUCAACUCCAGAUACCUCCGUUCUAUAAGCAAAAGAAUGCAGACGCUGUGAAGGACGUGGAGGUUGGGAACAGAUCUUCUUCAUCUGAACUUUCACCUCCUCUCGCCUCUCCUUCGUCUAUGAAGCGUCGGACUCCUUCAUCUACAGAGCAAAGUAUUAGAGUUCAGCGUGAGGUGUCACCAAAGAGAGCCAGACUGUGUCCAUCAAGCAGUGAUAUUAAAGCUCAACAUUCAUCUCCUUAUAGCCUAUCGGUUUCAGUUUCACCUCCUCAGCUGCAGACGCCUCCAUCCUUUCAGUAUACAGAUAAAAUUGAGGACAUGGAGGUUGGGAACACUCCUUCAUCCUCUCAAGUUUUACAUCCUCGAAAUCAAUCGCCGCCUCCUGCGUCUCCUUCCCUGCCUCCUUCUAGGAAGCGUCGGGCUCCUUCAUCUACAGAGCAAAGUAUUGGAGUUCAGGGUGAGGUGGAAACAAAGAGAGCCAGACUGUGUCCAUCAAUCAAUGAUAUUAAAGCUCAACUUUUACAUCCUCGAAAUCAAUCGCCGCCUCCUGCGUCUCCUUCCCUGCCUCCUUCUAGGAAGCGUCGGGCUCCUUCAUCUACAGAGGAUGAGAUGGAGCCGGCACCAAAGAGGGCCAGAGUUUAUGGGUUGUCGGCUCAGGUCACUCCUCCUCUUUCCCAAACGCCAUCGUCCUCUCAGCAAAUUAAAGUAAAUGCUACAGAGGUCAAUCAUUCUUCUAUUUCUCAACCUUCAUCUAAUCACAAUCAGAAGAUUCAGCAAGUGCCUUCUCCUCGUCGCUGUUGCAAGCGUCCAGCACCUUGUAGUUCACAGGAAGCAUCUGAAGGCAUGGUCUCCAUGAAGAAAAAGCCAAGACUUAAUGGAUUGUUUUAAAAAAAAAGUCAAGAAGUGGAGACCCAACCUUACCUCCUCAAACCCCAUCCCCAUGAGCAGCAAAAAAAUAAAAAAUAUUUUUUAUUAAAGAAAGUGUAGUGCAGAAAACAAAAAUGACAAAGAUUGUUAGUGACGCAUUCAUUAUGUUCAUUUAUUAUGACAAACUUUAAUGUGAUUAUCAGCCACAUCAAAAGAAAAGAGCAAAAAUCAUGAUCAGGUUUUACCAACAUUUCCAUCAUCCACUACAAACCAUGUACAACCAAGCUUACUGUAAAUCUAAUAAGACAAAGACCCAAGUUAGGUUAAAAACACUGGGAGAGAAACUAAACUUAGACUAAAGUUUCUCUGUUCUCCUUUAAUUCCUAUAAUAACACUAACAGGACAGAUCACAGAUGAGUUUAAACAGUUAACUGUAAACUAACUUCAAAUCAAUUCAAGAUCUUUACAUCUAAUAAUCUGAUUACAAGCUUAAAAGAUCAGAAGGUUUUAUAAAGGUCUCUCUACAGCUUAUGACAUAUAAUAUAUGAGAGAUUUCUGACUAUGAUGUGGACGACCAAUGAUAACGUCACUUGACCACAAAUCAUUUCAGAAGAGUUUGUUUUUAAUAAACACAGCAAAUAAUCUUUUAUUUAAUAUCUAAAGGUGAAAACAUCUGUAAGAGAGAUCUGUAUAUGAACUGUUGACUGUUAAUGUUUGUAUAUAGGACAUGAUUCACAUUGUUUUCUUUAUCACAUUGCAUUCAGGGGUCUUGAAGGGCACAUAAAGGAGGUGACCUAUAAAGCAGCACAACAUUUUAUUCAACUGUUUCAGAGAGGUAGGGGAGACCGGGGCUGGUUGUCUCACGGGUUGGUUGUCACACUGCUUAUUCCAGACAUAAUCAGGUACAGGAAAAAAUCUGCAUCUUUCAAGAAGACUUUUUUAUGCAAGACAACGCUCCAUCACAUACAUCACAAGUACUCCACUGCAUGGCUGGCCAGUAAAGGCCUUAGAGAUGAAAAACUAAUGCCAUGGCCCCCUUCUUCACCUGACUUAAACCCUAUUGAGACCUUUUGAUCCCUUCUUAAGCAGGACAUUUUCAGUGAAGGUAAACCGUACACCUCUCUGAACAGUGUCUGGGAGGCUGUGGUUGCGUCUGCACGAAAUGUUGCUUCAGACCAGAUCAAGAAACUAUCUGAAUCCGUGAAUGGAAGGCUUGUGAUUGUUAUCGAAAAGAAGGGUGCCUAUAUUGGUCACUGAGUCUAUAUAUUUAUUUUUUAUUGUUUUAUUAUUAUAUUUUUUGUAAAUGUAGAGUUUGUUUAUUAUUCUCACUUUAACAGGUGAAAAAAAACAAGUGAGAUGGUAAAAUCUUUCUUUUUCAUUUAGUUGCCUAAUAAUUCUGCACAUUAAUAGUUGCCUAAUAAUGAUGUACAUAGAAAUAUUCUCUUAAGAAAGCCAAAAUUUCACUUUUACUACUUAAAUGUUCAGGUUUGAGGGUUUGUUAACAUUUUGAAUUGACCAAGAGCACUGCAGUUGUACAAUAACAAAAGUAAUCCUCAAAAAUACAACUUGCCUAAUAAUUCUGCACUCCCUUUACACCGCUACAGUAAACACUGAUACAAAAUAAAACACCUGCUAUUAUGUGAAGACUCAAUGCUGUAUGUAUUUGUAUCUAAUGUGUUUAUAUACAGUACUGUACUGUACUCCCUUAUUUUUAAAUGUGGAAUUAACUGAUGUCACGUAUUUUCUUUUUUGCGACUUGCUUUUCAAUAGCUGGGCAGUUGAAAAUGAUGUUGUGGGGGCACACAAAAUAUGAUUAAAACCCAUUAUGGUACAUAUUUAUUAGACCCACCAUGAAUAACCCAGUGUGAGGAUGAAAUGAAGAGGUGGCCUGAUAUAUGAAGAUAUUCAAUUAUCUUGUUGUUGUUGUUAAGAGUUGACUAUAAAAGCACAAUACCAGUGCGUGCACCGUGGGAAAGUCAGUUGAGUGUUUGUAUAUGAAAUAGACAACAAAUUUGUGUUUUUAACUUUUUCAGGCAUAUGUUUAAAAUGUCCAACAGUCCCUAUAGUCUGACUUUUCAAAACAGCAUUUUUUUAAUCGACUCUUAUAAUAUUGUUACUGGUUCUGAAUGAGUGUUUGGUGACACAUUAAGCUCAUCACGUGAAUGUGGCACUUUCUCCUAAACAUAUUAAACAAUUACAUUUAUUCAA
Misgurnus anguillicaudatus (oriental weatherfish) is the source of this 8708-nucleotide messenger RNA. Lineage: Eukaryota; Metazoa; Chordata; Actinopteri; Cypriniformes; Cobitidae. The record is from RefSeq and is a predicted model, not a curated record.